UUCCCGUCCCUGCUCAGGACAAGGCUGGMGAUGAUUUUCCCGUUAAUUUUCCCUUAGGGGUUCAUGAUUUAUCCCGCACCCUCGGGGAUUUUUGGGGCACAGCCUCCUCCGGGUGUUCCCGAGCUCUGGAGACAAACCCAGAGGGGAUUUUUGGGAUGGGGAGGCGCCGAUUCGGGACCCCCGGUGCUCAGGGAACCCUCCCCUCUGCUCUCCCGCCUCCCGCAGGGAUCGGAGUGGGCCUGGUGGGCUUCGGCCUCUUCUUCCUCCUCUUCGGGAUCCUCCUGUACUUCGACUCCGUGCUCCUGGCUUUCGGGAACCUCCUCUUCAUCUCCGGUUUGGUCUUCAUCAUCGGCUUCCGCAGGACCUUCACCUUCUUCUUCCAGCGGCCCAAGCUGAAGGGCACCAGUUUUUUUUUCGGGGGGCUGCUGGUGGUGCUGAUGCGGUGGCCGAUCCUGGGGAUGCUGCUGGAGGCCUACGGCUUCGUGUCCCUGUUCAGGAGCUUCUUCCCGGUGGCUUUCGGGUUUUUGGGGUCGCUGGUAAACAUCCCGCUGCUGAGCCAGGUG
Malurus melanocephalus (red-backed fairy wren) is the source of this 563-nucleotide messenger RNA. RefSeq names its product golgi transport 1A (gene GOLT1A). NCBI's taxonomy places the organism in Eukaryota, Metazoa, Chordata, Aves, Passeriformes, Maluridae. The annotation marks the transcript as partial. The record is from RefSeq and is a predicted model, not a curated record. The transcript has 3 exons. Gene Ontology annotation, cellular component: membrane; endoplasmic reticulum. Gene Ontology annotation, biological process: retrograde transport, endosome to Golgi; endoplasmic reticulum to Golgi vesicle-mediated transport.